GGCUGUGAUACCAGGGACUAGAGCAAGGGGGCGCUGAAUAGCACUCAUCUUAAUGGACUACUGACAGCGGCUGGAUCAGAAAUUCUCGAGACCUCGGCACAUAGAGCAAGUCAUCAGGACGAGUAAUGACACAAGAAGAUGCCAUAGUGCUUUUGCAUCCAAACCGUCUACUUGGAAGAACUGGUGUAACAUUAUACCUCCACUUGUCAGCUCAAACUGACAUACCUCAUGGAACACAGUACUUAGAUGGAGCCACAUGCCAGAUGUCUCUGAUCACGAGUGCAGGCAGAGAUUCUGCUCUUUCUAGUCUCAUUGGAGAGGACAGACAGCAGGACUGGAUAGGUGAUGCCAUUGCUCAUAAGGACCACUGAGGAACUGCCCUGAUCUGUCACACAAUAACAAGGUAGAGUUACAACCUCGACCAAGUCCUGAUUCUGUAUACUCCCUAUCACUCUGGACAAAACAGUUCAAAGGUCUCUCCACCUACACUGCUGCACUCCACGCAGCAUCCUGCAAGACAUCCGUUCCCUCUCCCUCUAUCAGCCUCCCUGGAUAGAGGGUGCCCCUCGGCUGCUUUUAUGAGCCAGUUGUUGGUGGGACAGAAGAUCAUGUCUGAGAACCUUCGGCUCCCCUCCUUCCAGGUGCAAUCCCCCGGCGACUGGGAGACCCAGGAUGGCGACCCAGGAUUGGGAGCCUCCGCAUCGGGAGACGAAGUUGAGGUACCCGCCGGGGAUGGUGACCCUUCCGCCACUCCGUCCCUCCGCCGCAAGCGCUUCAAGAUGCGCCGCAUGAAGAACGUGCAGAGUGAGAGCAGCGUGACCCCGGCUGUGUCUGUGGCGGCUGCCACGAGGUCAGAGGUCAUGAGUAAGGGCCAUGGGUCACGCUCCUUCUCAGGGGCCAUGGAGUACCUUCAGCUGCCGUCCAUCGAGAUAACGCCAAUCAGCGACGAGGACGCGGCAGCCACCUGGUCCAACUGCUCCACACCCAGCGCUUCGCCGCGACGCAAACGCUUCCUGCUACGGCGUUGGCUGAACGUGCGAGAGAGGAAGGAGCACAGCAGUGAGAGCAGCAGGGAGAGCAGCCUACAAAGCAGCCAUGAGGAGGACUCUGCUCACUUCUUGACCCCUCAUCGCCGGGAGGAGAGCACUGCCAGCAAUUCGAACCGGAGCACGCCUGCUUGCUCGCCCAUCCUGCGCCAUCGCUCUCGCUCGCCCACACCCCAGCAGAGCUUGGAGCACAGUGGUGAGAACAUGGUGGAGAAGGGCCACUUGGACCCCGCCUCUGACAAGGACAAGUCCCCCUCCACCCCAGAGCAGGUGGUGCAGCGCACCUACAGCCAGUCGGUACACUCCGCCACACGCAGCAGUGGAGGCAAGAACUCCAAGAAAAGCCAGAGCUGGUACAAUGUAUUGAGUCCUACGUAUAAGCAACGCAAUGAGGACUUCAGAAAACUCUUCAAGCAGCUACCCGACUCAGAACGCCUCAUCGUGGACUACUCCUGUGCCCUGCAAAGAGAUAUCCUGCUGCAGGGGCGCCUCUACGUCUCAGAAAACUGGAUUUGUUUCUAUAGCAACAUCUUCCGCUGGGAAACGCUGCUGACAGUCCGACUGAAGGAUAUCUGCAGCAUGACAAAGGAGAAGACGGCCCGCCUCAUUCCCAACGCCAUCCAGCUAUGCACUGACAAUGACAAGCACUUUUUCACCUCGUUCGGCGCAAGGGAUCGGACAUACAUGAUGAUGUUCAGACUAUGGCAGAAUGCUCUGCUAGAAAAGCCUUUGUGUCCCAAAGAGUUGUGGCACUUUGUCCAUCAGUGUUAUGGCAAUGAGCUGGGUCUGACCAGCGACGAUGAGGACUACGUGCCGCCAGACGAUGACUUCAACACCAUGGGGUAUUGCGAGGAGCUGCCCGUGGAGGAGAACGACACCAAUGACGCCACCACGCUCGCCAAGAUGCCAGACGUCAAGGGCGACACCAGCCCCCUGUUGUGCCGCAGAGUCUUCCCCGACAACGUCCUGCCCUGCCCGGGCAUCAUCGACCCUCUCCUUCCCUUUGAUUUGGCCGCCGUGGACGAUUUCCCCUUGUGUCUCCCUGAUGGCGAACUCCUGACCCUCCAGUUGCCGGGGUUGGACAACCGGAGCAGUGGUCACAGCAGUCCCGCCCCCUCGCCCUCGCUGGACUUCAACGACAAUGAGGACCUCCCUACUGAGCUCAGCGACUCCUCUGAGACGCACGACGAAGGGGAGGUGCAGGCCUUUCAUGAAGACCUGAAUGGGAAGCAGUACAUGAACGAGGUGUACGAGUUCAGCGUUGACAAGAUGUACGACAUCCUCUUCACCGAGUCCACCUUUAUGAGGGACUUCCUAGAGCAGAGACGCUUUUCAGACAUAGUCUAUCACCCUUGGAAGAAAGAGAAAGACGAGGCAGGCAACCAGACCAGAGAGAUCAUGUACACCGUCUCCCUCACCAACCCCUUGGCCCCCAAGACCGCCACCGUCACUGAGACUCAGACGCUGUACAAGGCCAGCCAGGAGAGCGAGUGCUACAUCAUAGAUGCCGAGGUGAUAGCACAUGAUGUCCCCUACCAUGACUACUUCUACACUCUAAACCGCUACGUGCUCACCAGGGUGGCCAGGAAGAAGUGUCGGCUAAGGGUAUCCACAGAGUUGCGCUACAAGAAACAGCCGUGGGGGCUGGUCAAGGGCUUCAUCGAGAGGAACUUCUGGAGCGGCCUGGACGAGUACUUCAGACACUUAGAGCUGGAGCUGAGUAAAGUGGAGGUGGUCCUGGUUGAGCCCCACAGACAGUCCCCCAGGGCCAGGGCUCUACGGGCAGGGGCGUUGAGGCGGCGGAAACGGCCCUUGGUCCACCUGCGGCCCCCCCACAUGGACGAGGCCCUUAGCCCCGUCACCACCCCCGAGGACGAGGACGAGGUCACCCACCACCAUCGCAUCAAACAAGUGGCAGGUUCCACUCAGACCAGACACAUCCCGGACCAUGUCCCAGGGGGCCUAGCGCUCUACAGCGUCUCCAAGCUACUCCUCAUCAUCAGCUUUGUUCUAGUAUUGCUGGUGUUUCUGAACAUGAUGCUGUUCUAUAAGCUGUGGAUGCUGGAGUACACCACACAGAGUCUCACCUCAUGGCAUGGCAUACGACCACAAGAAAGUAAACUGCCCCAGACCCAGCUGGAGUGGGCCCAGCUCCUGGAGUCGCAGCAGCGUUACCAUGACGAUGAGCUGCAGAAGUGGAAGGAGAUCAUCAAGUCGUCUGUGAUGUUGCUGGAUGAGAUGAAGGACUCGUUACUAAACCUGCAGAAGGGAAUGGGUUUAAAGGACUUUAACUCGGAAUCGGAGGAAAAGGGGAGUCGAUAUCACUGAUAAACAAUCCCAAGGCCACCAGCCGGGACAUUAUGUGCAAUAUCUAACCAACCAUUCAUGGGAACUCUUGGGCAAAGAACAGAAGGAUGUUCUAUUGCAAGGUGGACAGGACCACUCUCCCACUGCCCAACUUCUGGCAUGAAGUGACCGAAUCACCAUCAGGGCCGGAGUGGGAUGGCAGCCAUCGUUGCAUCAUGUGAAAAGACAGCAGUGAUGGUCCUUGUUAUCCCGGGAUCCUUGGGACGUCCCUACCCCAUUGAAGUUUAAGUUUGAAAUUGUUUAAGGUAAGGGUUAAGGUUCGGUAAAGUUUAUUGCGACGGUUAGCGUUAGGGGUUAAUGUUAGGGAUUAGGGUGGGAACGUCCCAAGGAUCCCGGAUAGCACUAACUGUUCCGUGACCCACCUUGGCCUGAACUCUGAACUUUUUAUCACCUUGUUUUCCGAGAAUGUCGUACUGUAAAGUUUUUUGUUUUUGGGGGCCACGUACGGACAUAGAAGGGAUGGCGUGGGGGGCUGGUGAAAGCAUGCAGUUUCUUGUCUCCGUCUGAAGAAAAAAAAUGCUUUCCUGGUGGAGAUGUGUAUUGAAACCUUUGCGUACUCUGUCUCAGACUG
Messenger RNA from Salvelinus sp. IW2-2015, 3984 nucleotides. It is a transcript of the gene gramd1ba, whose product is annotated as GRAM domain containing 1Ba. The record is from RefSeq and is a predicted model, not a curated record. NCBI's taxonomy places the organism in Eukaryota, Metazoa, Chordata, Actinopteri, Salmoniformes, Salmonidae. Gene Ontology annotation, biological process: intracellular sterol transport. Gene Ontology annotation, molecular function: cholesterol transfer activity; cholesterol binding. Gene Ontology annotation, cellular component: plasma membrane; endoplasmic reticulum membrane; endoplasmic reticulum-plasma membrane contact site.